Cryptotermes secundus is the source of this 3222-nucleotide messenger RNA. RefSeq names its product choline/ethanolamine kinase. Lineage: Eukaryota; Metazoa; Arthropoda; Insecta; Blattodea; Kalotermitidae. Gene Ontology annotation, cellular component: cytoplasm. Gene Ontology annotation, molecular function: choline kinase activity; ethanolamine kinase activity. The record is from RefSeq and is a predicted model, not a curated record. Gene Ontology annotation, biological process: CDP-choline pathway; phosphatidylethanolamine biosynthetic process. The coding region runs from base 476 to 1825 and encodes 449 amino acids. The transcript has 9 exons.
GCCUGUAUGUAAUAGGGCAGAGUCGCUUCGCAGCUAUUGAUCAGGCGUAGGACUGGACUCCAUACCAGUGCCGGCAUUCACAGAGUGCGGUCAGUGCAUAUCCGUUUUCGUUCCAUUAAUAACGAUAGGGCCAAUGUUUACAUAACCAAUUAGAAAGAAAGCGUGAAUUUUCGCACCACUCAUAUUCGUGUCGCCUUUUUCCUAACGCUUCCGCUAAUUACGUGAGACCAUAACCCAACUCCUAAGACAGUAUUUUCUUGGAAUAUUUAUUUAAGUUUCCUGUAUAUCCAUCAUUCGUAUUUUCAAUACACUCACAAUAUCUGCUAUUUUCUUUAAUUGUACCUGUGCAGUGUAUAAAAUGUACAGACAUUGCUGUUCAAAGAGGGGAAAUCUCACCGCUGCAUCUGUGUUGCGAUUGUGUGUCAAGUGGUCUGUUUAGGUUUCGUGAUAAAUUUGGGCGAUCCGGGAUAAGAUCAUGGUGUCUUCAGACGGCGGUUCCCCCCGAGAGAUCGGAAGUCUAGAAGAAGAAGAGGCAUCGCAUCACAUGGAAAGGUUCGACGGAGAAGCGGCUCCGCCUCACGAGACCUCCCUGAUAGACACGGACCAGGUGUACAGCAAUCCCGAUGAGCUUGCAGUGCGCACAACUCCUUUGACGCCACUGGACGCCGAUAUCUGCGAGAGGGCGCAUCAGUUGUGCCGCGAAUACUUGAGAGGCGCCUGGAAGAGAAUUACUGCACAAGAUAUCGUUAUCAGGAAAGUGAGUGGCGGCUUGAGCAACCUACUGUACUAUUGUUCGCUGCCUGCUGGUUGUCCUUCGGUACAAGGGGAGCCAUCACGGGUCCUGCUGCGAUUCUAUGGGCAACUCCAUGGCGAGCGAGCCCUGGAGGGACUUGUCACAGAGGCAGUCAUCUUCACAAUGCUGUCAGAGAGCCAACGAGGACCUCGUUUGCUCGGGGUGUUCCCAGGAGGGCGCCUAGAGGAAUAUAUACCUGCUCGGCCUUUAAGGACAAAUGAACUGAGUGACCCUGUGCUGAGCCAGUUGGUUGCAGAAAAGCUUGCACAGAUCCACAUGAUGGAUGUACCUAUCAACAAGGAGCCAAGAUGGCUGUGGGACACUAUGUACAGGUGGCUGGACAGCAUCCAAGAGUUUAUGAGCUUAAAGUAUGAAAACCUUGUGGCAAAAGCAAGGACUGAAAAACUCAUGAGUUACAGUCUCAGGCUUGAACUUGACUGGUUGAAGGAGUUCCUCACGAGCAUAAAUUCUCCAGUGGUGUUCUGCCACAAUGACUUGCAAGAGGGAAACAUUUUACUCAGGCUGGAUGCACAAAUGUCUCAACACCCACAUCCUGAGCUUGUUGUCAUUGAUUUUGAAUUCUGCUCAUAUAACUACCGGGGCUUUGACAUUGCCAACCACAUGUGUGAAUGGCUGUAUGAUUACACCAAUGAAAACUCCCCUUACUUCUGGGUAUCACAUGACAACUAUCCAUCACUGAAACAGCAGGAACACUUCUUGGAGAGCUACAUACAGGCAGUGCAGGGGAAACAGAGCUUGCAAGCUGUAACUAGAGAAGAGAUGGAUCAAUUGCUCAGAGAACUCCAAGCAUUCACACUUGCAUCACACUUCUUCUGGGGCUUAUGGAGUCUUUGCUAUGCCAGCAUUUCCACAAUUCCCUUUGAUUACUGGGAAUAUGGUGAAGUAAGAUUUGAAGCAUACUUCAAACACAAAGCAUCUCUUUUCAGUAAAUUAGAUGAAUCACCAGGAUCUGAGAGCAUAGCAGAGCUUAUGAAGUCUCUGUGUCAUGUGGCACAGUAUAAAUCCAGUUAACUGAAGUGUCAGAGGGAAGACACUUGGGUGUCUGCAAGACUGCUACAAACACUGGCUGUGACCUGCAAGUCUAGGAAAUCAACACGACAACACUGUUCUCCUCUUCUGCAGAAUCUGAAACUGGAGAUAAAAGCCACCUGUAUACAUGAAAAAAUUAGUUAAGUCCAUUUUUGUGUAAAUUGGUUUUUGACAUCAGUAGGAAGUUACAUUCUUAUUCUAUAUGAAAAUACAGUCUUAUGGCCUAUCAUACAUGUGUGUCUGCUGCCCUUUGUAACUUCUGAACCACCCGACAGAUUUUCAUGAAACUUUGUAUGAGCAUCAUGCCACUAGAGACCAUCCUGCUUUUUAAUUUCCAUAUUUUGAUUUCAGAUCUCAUCCCAGAGACUGGCUAUUCUGAGAGUUUUCAUGGUUUGGCUCAGUCCCUCCAUGCAAAUGUCAAGUACCUCAAAGUAUUCUGUAACUGUUUUCUUCCACAUAUUUGACGUCAUUACAAAAAAAGUCAGCAACAUUAACGUUCUUGCACGAGUGAAAUUUGUUACCGAUUCCUAAAUAAAAUAGUUAAAAACUCUAAAACUAAAAAAAAUGUGACUUUUAAAUGAAAUACCAUGAUUUUCAUGGAGCAACUGGAUGGAUCCCACCCCCACGAAUUUCCUGCCACAAAGUUUCAAAUAGUUUAUUUAAUGAAGUCAGUAGUACAGCAUCAAAUAAUAUGAUUGGUGAAUGAUGAAUUAGAAAAGAUGUGAAAGAAAGUAGUUAUGGCCAAUUUGCAGUACUAUCCCAGAAUCUACCUAGAGGGACUGGGGAAAACCAUGAAGACCCUAACCAAAACAGCUGGUGCCUAAGCUGAGAUUUAUACUGAGCACCUCCUCAAUGCAGGACAGAAGUGUUACUACAUGAGACAAUUUGCUUGGUAGGUUCCUGUCAACUUUGCCACAAGCCUAACUUCUCGGGUCUUUACAACAUGAUAAAGUCUGCAGGCCAUAUAUAACAAAUAGAAGGUCGCAGUAUGGUCUGAAAGAAAGGUUGAUAAAGUGUUUAUUUUUCUAUCCAAGUUUCACAUUCUGUAACAAUUCUACAGACACAAAACAUCUGAAAUAAAAUAAACUUGUAACAGUAUUCUGUAUAAAGUUUUAUGUGUUGACAGUGCAUGAGGACGAACUCUUUAUGUAUUUAUGGCAUAUGGCAAUGUAUACUCAUAAUUUAAGCAUCAUGGAUUAUCUAACUCUGGCAGCUUCAGACUACAGUUACUAUGGAGAAAAGUGAUUGUCAUUUUUAUGACUAAAUUGAAAUAUGGCAGUUCCUUGAUGGAACAUCAUCGGUAUUGUUACAGCACAUCCUUAAAGUGUGAACCUGCAUGCUGAAAAUUCUUGGGCCUAUAAGAAUUGUUUUUUAUAGAA